AUGUCUUUAGCAUCGGAUAACACGCUAGUUUUUACUUUGGACGUGCAAAGUGUUUUGACUUAUCCAAAGCCACUUGUAUCCAGUCAGUAUUAUAAACAGUAUUUAAAUUUUGAAGAUCUACCAAGUAAUUAUUCCUCAAUUAGGCCAGGAAAAAAGCAGGAGACCCAACAGUCACAGACAUUCGCGGUUUGCUUUAUAAAAAUGGAGACUUGUUUUCCAAACUACGACAUACUGAUGACUGGCAACAAUUACCACAGCGAAAAAGUCAAGAAAUGUCCCCACAAUAGCGAACACAAAGCUGUAAAAAUAAAUGCUCGAAGCGAAGGCUUUAAAGCUUACAAAAUUAAUUAUAUGCUACGUAAGGAAAUAUUUUUAAACAUGAGACCAGAUACGAUAUCCUUUACGGCUAAAACUGAUUCGUUGAUUUGUGCCGUAGCCAGAAGGUAUUUAAAGAACCAUCGAGAUAAUCAAAUUAAAUUAGUGGCGUCGCGAAAAAUGAGACAACUAGCAGCGCUGCUUAUUGAGAUCAAGAAGAAAUCUCAGAGGAUGCCAGUUACAUCAUAUACACAUAAUAUUCUUAAAAAAAUAUCAAACAAGUUUGAUGGAUGUAUCACUGAAAGUGAAAAAAAUCUCAUGCAGUCGUUUAAGAGGGUGGUUAUUAGGGGAAAACGGAGAAGCGGCGUUCCCGUACUAUUUACACAGGAGAUGGCAAAAAACCAAACUAAUUUGGUAGAUAAAAAUAAUAUUUAUUUAUUUCCUAAUCCAAAAUCUUCUAAGAGCAUUAGUGAUCCUCAAGUCAUUUAUAAACACAUAAGAUUUGCAGAUGAGAUUGAAAUUAAUAUGGAAGUAAUGAAAGAAAUAUCAGAAGAUGAACAGGAAACUGACAUAAAAGAGUCUCAAGUAAUGACCGCAACAUCUUUAGAAACUGCAAACAAAACUAAUAUCGCGGUAAGUAGAAUAGACGAAAUAAAAAAAUAUGCUAAAGGAUCGUAUGAAAGAGUUUUGCAGGAUCUUUAUAAAAAAUCCUUCAUUAUAAAUGGUACGGUGUAA
Messenger RNA from Psylliodes chrysocephalus, 1050 nucleotides. The record is from the annotation of a GenBank genome assembly. NCBI's taxonomy places the organism in Eukaryota, Metazoa, Arthropoda, Insecta, Coleoptera, Chrysomelidae.